AUGCCUUCCAAGUCCAUCAUUAUUCCAGAAAUACUUGAAAUCAUCUUUUCUUAUCUGUAUUAUCCGGUGUUUUAUCCUAAAUUCUUAUUAUCUUGCGCAUUAGUAUCGCGAUCUUGGAGUAAUCUUGCACUUCCUAUUUUAUGGAACAAACCUUUUGUUUAUGAUAGAAGGGGAAAUAAUCACGUUAAACAAAUCCAACAAUUUCGAACUUGCCUCUCAUUUCUUCCAAAUCAAUUUUUAAAGCAAGUAGGAUUGGAACAAUAUGUGAAUAAAUCGUUAAAGAUAAAUUACAAUUAUUUAUCAUUUAUAAAAGAACUUUGUCAUCUUAAGUUGUAUGAAGCCUGUUUAAAUUUUUGUAAAGAUAAGAUUAAUGAUGAUCAAAUCAUGUGUAGAUCAAAUCAUCCGUCCAAAGCGAUCCUACAAACCAAAAUCUUACCAAUUUUGACCCAACUUUAUCAUCUCAUCAUUUUAAAGUAUGACGCAAGAAUUAAAUAUUUUGAAUUUUCAAUUCCGUUCAAAGAAAGUUGCCUCUGCGAUUAUAUUCCCGUAAAUUAUUUCAUAUUUUCUCAUCACGUUGUUUCCAAAUAUUUUUUCACCUCAUUACGAUCAUUUAAAUGUAAUGGAAGAUAUAACUUUCCUUAUGAAAAAUUAUUUAAAGAAGUAAUGAAACAUUCUAAAAAUAUUAAACACAUUACGAUUGAGAAUUUCGAAUUAGUUGAAGGAAAUUUAGAAUCUUUAAAGGAUUUAAUUAUUUCACAGAAAAAGUUGCAGAAUAUUGAAUUGGAAUUCCUAAUUAAACGUGACUUUUCAGAAUUAUUUGAUGCAUUAAAUGAAAAUCAAAAUCUACUUCGCGUCAGGAUAUCUUUCUGUUCAUUUAAAAAGGCUCUUCCAAUUAAAAUACUAUCUUCAUGUAAGAAUCUAAAAGAAUUGAGCAUUGAAUCAAGUGAAAUCGGAUAUGAAGAAUGUCAUAAAGAUUUUAAUCCUUUCGAAUCUCUAAAAUCAUUCAAAAUCGUAAAGUCAAAAUUACCAAAAGAAAUAUUUGAUUAUAUAUUUUCACCAAAUUCUAACUUGGAACAAAUUAUAAUUAAAGAAAUGGAUUUAUUAAAUAAUUAUCCUAAUAUAAUACCAUCAAUAUGUUUAAAUUGUCAUCAAUUAAAAAUACUUAAAAUGGGAUUUACGGAAAAAACUUUUGAAAAACUAUUAGAAAUUCUAAAAUAUUGCAUUAAUCUACAAGAAUUAAUAAUCUAUGAUGAACUUUGCGAAAUUGAAGAUAUGUAUACGUUUAAUCUAACAGACAUAAAUCAUUUAUCUACGGGUGAAGUAUUUAAAAGAUUGGGAAAAUUGAUUUCCCGUAAUUUAAAGAAAUUACACUUUUCUUCAUUUUAUCAUUGUUUUGAAUACGAUUUUAAAGAAUUUUUAAUUAGCUGUAAAAUUAAUGGAUGUUUGGAAUAUUUGAGUAUCAAUGUUUGUGGUGAUAAAUCAAAAAUUCUUAGAAUGUUGGAAAAUUAUUCUAAAGGAAUUAAUAAGGGUUUGAUUAUCAAGCAAUGGGAUACAAGAAAUUAUGAUGGAAAUAAUGAAAGGUUUAAUCAGAUCAUUAUUGUAAAAUUCAAUUAA
This is a messenger RNA of Funneliformis geosporum, 1614 nucleotides long. Lineage: Eukaryota; Fungi; Glomeromycota; Glomeromycetes; Glomerales; Glomeraceae. The record is from the annotation of a GenBank genome assembly.